GCAGCAGCCUGUUGGUAAAGGGAGGCACAGGGCGAGGCAGAGAUUUUGCAAUUGGAUGCUGAGGGCUGAGAGGCACCGCCCUUGGGGACAGGGCCCAGAACAGGGAGCAGGGAAUGCCCCACUUGUGGGUGCACUCCAGAUGGGGGGAGAGCGCUGAGGAACUUGGGUGAGGAGUCCAGCUAGGCCAUGAAGCCAGCAUGGGGGCUGCAGGACCAAGACCCUGGCCCCAAUUCUAAGGACUGUCCGCAUUUCAUCCAGGCCCUGGGGUCCCUUAUCAGCCUUUCGGAGCUAAACAGGCCCAGACAGCGGCUGGAUGAACCAGCCGGGGGUGCUUGGCUGGGCCGGUAGAAUCGCCACAUUCCUGGCUGUCGGCUGACCGGGAAGGAGAGACUGAGCCACUGCAGACAAGCGUGGGUUCCCCGAAGAUGGACGAACAGGUGUUCAAAGGAGACCCAGACACCCCUCAUUCCAUCUCCUUCUCGGGGAGCGGGUUCCUUUCCUACUACCAGGCUGGCGCCGUGGACGCUCUUCGAGACCUGGCCCCGCGCAUGCUGGACACCGCCCACCGCUUUGCAGGGACGUCGGCGGGCGCAGUGAUCGCAGCCCUGGUCAUCUGCGGGAUUGAAAUGGAGGAGUACCUACGAGUGCUGAAUAUGGGCCUGGCCGAGGUGAAGAAGUUCUUCCUGGGACCUCUGUCGCCGUCCUGCAAGAUGGUACAGCUGAUGCGACAGUUUCUGUACAACGUGCUGCCGGAGGACUCCUACAAGUUCGCCAGCGGGAGGCUGCAUGUGAGCCUCACGCGGGUCACGGACGGCGAGAACGUGGUGGUCUCCGAGUACACGUCCAAGGAGGAGCUCAUAGAGGCUCUGUAUUGUAGCUGCUUCGUUCCUGUCUACUGUGGCUUCAUCCCCCCAAUGUAUCGGGGCGAGAGGUACAUCGAUGGUGGCUUCACGAGCAUGCAGCCCUGCGCCUUUUGGACCGACUCCAUCACCAUCUCCACCUUCAGCAGCCAGCAGGACAUCUGUCCGAGAGACUGCCCGGCCAUCUUCACCGACUUCCGGAUGUUCAACUUCUCCUUCCAGUUCUCCCUGGAGAACAUCACCCGCAUGACCCAUGCGUUGUUUCCCCCGGACCUGCUGAUCCUGCAGGAUUAUUACUACAGAGGAUAUGACGACGCCGUUUCGUACCUGCGGAGGCUGAACGCCGCGUACCUCGACUCUCCCAGCAGGAGAGUGAUUUUCCCGCGGGUGGAAGUGUACUGCCAGAUCGAGGUCGCCCUGGGCCACGAGCCGCCACCUCGCAGCGCGCCCCGCCUCCCGGCACGGAGGACCCGCCCUGCAGACUCCGCACAAGCCCGCGUCCCAGGGGCUCCCCGAGAGGACCGGAAGGAUGGCCGCCCCCCAGCACCGCCGCCGCCUGAACCCCGGCCCGCGGGGUUUGUAGAGGCCCCCACUUCGCCACCAGCCUCUGAAGGCGAGCCGUCGGCCUCUCCCCAGCCAGGCCCGGCCGUGGGCACCCGGCUGCCCACCGGCCCCUGUGACGUUCGCCCAGGAAAUCUUAGCACCCCAAACCCGAGGCUGGGAGCCGAGGAUGACGCCCGGCUCUCGACUGCGGACUCGCACAGCUCGAAGGCUGGCUCCUCCGUGCCUGACGCAUCUCCCCAGAGCCCUCAUCCUUCCAAACUGCUGCUCAGACCCUCCCAGGAAGCCAGGGAGGCCCCAGAACCGCCACACUGCAGUCCCUCACCACCACCAUCGGCCCUCCCGCCUGCGGAGGAGCUGGACCCACAACCGCCCACAGGACCUCCCCGCUCUUCACAGCUGACGGACACCACAGCACCAGGUACCGGGAAGGAAGCGCCCCGAAAGCCUUUGCCGGAGAGCCCUGCUGCGCAUUCACACACGGCAAAAAAGAUGUUCAAGAAGAAACAGAAGACAAAUGCGCCCAGAGAAUUCUCCCAGAGAAACCCUCGGUCCAAGAAGCCGGUCCGCUCCUUGCCCACUCGACUUUCCUGUGCUCCCCACUUCCAAGACGGCUUGCGUCACCUACAAGCCUCAUCCCAACCGGAUCCAAGAUUACAGCUGCCCUGAGGGCUGAAGCGAGUCGGGUCAGGAGGGCACUAUGUCAUUCCCAACAUUACCAGCCUGGGAGCAGAUGGGAAGCCCGGGGCUCAUGACCCCCCCCAGGACCCCUUUGUUACUGUGUCAGCAUGGAGUCACCCCAAGGAUGGGGCAUUUGAGAAACAUCCAGAGAGAACCCAGGGCAGAGACGGGGCGGCUGUCCCCACUAUUGUGUAAGCUCUGACUGCCCUGGAUGGGGCCGGGUAGUGGCCAUCUUGCCUCUACUGGAUGGCACAGGAACAGCCAUUUUGUCUCCACUGGAUGGGGCAAGGGGGCGGCUAUCUUGCUCCCCUGAAGAAAUCUAGAUCACACUGACAGAGUCAGUGUUUACACUUGCCCCAAACAACACAGUACAAAAAUGAGACCUGGACACUAGCCUCGGGGACUCAUAACAAAUACUCUACAGCCUGGAAGGUUAUGGCAGCAGAGAAGAAACCAUGUCCAAGGUUUGAAGAGGAGGGUGGGUGGUAAAACUGCUGCUCUGUGCCAGGCAGCUCCAACUCCAUGAGAUACUGCGCCCUCUUCUGGCCUCUGUGGGCUCUGCACUCAUAUACACCCCCCCCCCAUUAUUAAAAAGAAAAACAAAAUCCUCAUAUAAAUAAAGGAAACUGUACAGUUGCCUAUAUCUCCACUUCUUGAUAGGCAGAGCAGAACUGCCACAAGUUCAAGGCCAGCCUGUACUGUGUAUGAGACUGAUUAAAGAAAAAUAAACUAUGUACAAAAGGUUCCUGACCCCUGUUUCAGAACUUUAGCUCCUGGGGCUGGAGAGAUGGCUCAGAGAUUAAGAGCACUGGCUGCUCUUCUAGAGGACCCAGGUUCAAUUUCCAGCACCCACAUGGCAGCUCACAACUGUCUGUAACUUCUGUUUUGGGGUUCUGACACCCAAAAAUAUGCGCAGAUAAAACAGCAAUGGACAUGAAAUGAAAAAUAAAUCAUUCUGUGCCACACCCCCGAACACUGCCUGAAUAAACCUAUGAAGAGGUCACCAAGUGCCUAUAAAAUUUUAAACAAAAAAAAAAAAAAAAUUUUUUUUAAACAACCUCGAUGCCAUCAAGAAAAAAAAAGGAUUCUUUUCAUUGACCUUCCUGAAUGGAUGCCUCCAGCUUGAGAGCAGCCUCACCUGAGAGCCCAGGCCUCCCCUACCCUCAGCCUUGCUGGGAGCCUGCCACGCCACCAACAGUGUGAGUCUCCAAAGCUAAUCAAGACUCGGCCUGCCAUCCAGGAUACCCUCCCCUACGGCCACACCCUCCUGCCGACUGCCCAGGGAGCCCGGGGCUCUAGCACCUCUGUGUGGACAUGUGACGGCCAUCCGAGUCUCUGGCCAGCUGGGAGCAAGGCACAGCCUCUUACACCCCCAGCUCACAGUUGUGCAAACAGACCCAUCCACAGAGGAGGCAUCCACAGCCACCAGCUGGGAGCCUAUCGCCAUGUCCACAAUGCGCAGAAAAUGUGUCUUAGCAGGGUUUCUAGGGCUGGUGCAAAACACCAUGAUCAAAAAGCAAGCUGGAGAGGAAAGGGCUCACACUUCCACAUCAAUGUUCAUCACCAAAGGAAGUCAGGGUGGGAACUCACGCAGGGCAGGAACCUGGAGGCCGGAGCUGAGGCAGAGGCCACAGAGGGCGCUGCUCCCUGGCUUGCUCCUCAUGCCUUGCUCAGCCUGCUUUCUCAUAGAACCCAGGACAGCAGCCCAGGGAUGGCACCACCUACAAUGGGCUCUGCCCACCCCAUGGAUCACUAAUUGAGAAAAUGCCCUGCAGCUGGAACUCAAGGAGGCAUUUCCUUGACUGAUGACUCCAGCUUGUGACAAGUUGACACAAAGCCAGCCGGUAUAACUGCUUGUCAACCUGACACACAAAUGUCACUAACAAGCUACACCUCCGGUUUUCUUAUUUGUUCCCACAAAUCUCACAUUAAAACAGAAAUAUCUUUA
Molecule: messenger RNA, 4050 nt
Organism: Psammomys obesus (fat sand rat)
Lineage: Eukaryota; Metazoa; Chordata; Mammalia; Rodentia; Muridae
Gene: Pnpla1
Product: patatin like phospholipase domain containing 1
Exons: 10
Coding region: 426-2090 (554 amino acids)
Biological process (GO): lipid homeostasis; triglyceride catabolic process
Cellular component (GO): lipid droplet; cytoplasm; membrane
Molecular function (GO): triacylglycerol lipase activity
Source: RefSeq, a predicted model, not a curated record